Messenger RNA from Mixia osmundae IAM 14324, 1341 nucleotides. RefSeq lists its product as uncharacterized. The transcript is spliced from 3 exons. Lineage: Eukaryota; Fungi; Basidiomycota; Mixiomycetes; Mixiales; Mixiaceae. Gene Ontology annotation, cellular component: cytoplasm. Gene Ontology annotation, molecular function: tRNA dihydrouridine synthase activity; flavin adenine dinucleotide binding. Gene Ontology annotation, biological process: tRNA dihydrouridine synthesis. The coding region runs from base 1 to 1341 and encodes 446 amino acids. The record is from RefSeq and is a predicted model, not a curated record.
AUGGCCAGUCAUGUCUCGACGCAUGAACCAAGGCGAUCUGUCACUCCCGGCAGUCCACGCAGCGCCAAACGUAUCAAACUGGACGCACGAGAUGUCAUCACAUCGUCGGUCCCAUCAUCAGAAGCGUCGAGCAUCAAGACGAGAUCGACCUCAGCAUCGUCUGUACCCUCUGAUAGUGCGCGAGUCAACUAUCGCAACGGACUCCAUCUGGCGCCCAUGGUACGAUGUGGCACCCUGCCCACACGUCUACUAGCGCUUCACUACGGCGCCAACCUCGUCUGGGGUCCGGAGAUCAUCGACAGGGCGAUGAUGGGUAGCACGCGCACCGAAGUACCGCUGCCAGAGUCUGCACGAGCACAUGGUGGCAAGCUGAUCAAGUUUAUGAAGAACGGUCGCUCGGUCUUUGAGACACACUCGAUCGAGAAGUCAAGGUUGAUCUACCAGAUCGGCUCGUCGAAUGCUCAGCAGGCUGUCCAAGCCGCACUGCUCGUACAGCAGGAUGUCGCAGGCAUUGAUCUCAACUGCGGCUGCCCCAAGGAUUUCUCGACCAAAGGUGGCAUGGGCGCGGCUUUGCUGUCGACGCCAGACUUGCUAUGCUCGAUCCUUGAAGCGCUCGUGGAAGCAGUAGAUGUUCCGGUAUCGUGCAAGAUCAGGCUUCUGCCCACACAAGAGGAUACCCUUGCGCUUGUCGAGAAGAUAUCCAGGACGGGUAUCGCUUGUCUGACAGUCCACUGCCGCACAAAGGACAUGCGCGAUCGUGAGCACGCCCUUCACGACCGUCUGCGCGAUAUUGUCGAGCUCGUCGAAGCAAGGGGGAUUCCCGUCAUUGCGAAUGGAGACUGUUUCGGUGCGCACGAUGUCGAGAAGAUCAAGAGCAUCACCGGUGUCUCUUCGAUUAUGAUUGCUCGCGGAGCCGAAGCCAACCCGUCUUGCUUUCGCUCGUCAGGUCUCGCGGAACCCGUGUCUGAGAUCAUACCGCUGUAUCUCAAGAUUGCCCUUGCAGUCGACAAUCACUUCAGCAACACAAAGUACUGUCUGCAAUGUGGCUCGCUGGCCGACAAACACAUGACGCCCGGUGGAUCCAAGCCCACCACAUCCAAACAACUAUCUGCGCUCAAACAGUCUAUGAGCUCGGCAAAGACGUAUGCUGACUUUUGCAAGCUCUUUGAUGUAGACGAAGCAGCCGCUCGAUUGGAGACUGUGGAAGACAUCCUGCCAGACCUGCUCGAACUCGAGGGGCGCAGGGCUCAGAGCGACGAUCGCAAGGGCUUGCAGCAGAUCGAGGCAAUUCUCGAUGAAAGCGCGACCGCUGCUUCAAGUGCUGAAGUUGCUGCCGCUUAG